Messenger RNA from Brassica oleracea var. oleracea, 3770 nucleotides. RefSeq lists its product as uncharacterized. Lineage: Eukaryota; Viridiplantae; Streptophyta; Magnoliopsida; Brassicales; Brassicaceae. Bases 115 to 3717 code for a protein of 1200 amino acids. The record is from RefSeq and is a predicted model, not a curated record. The transcript is spliced from 20 exons.
UGACACUUUUCUAAAGUUUUCUCAUUUUCCAGAAAAGGCAAUUAGGGAAAUUUCAUUACGAAGCGCCUAAAAGGGUUUCCUUUUCCGUGAAUCUUUCUCUUAGAGAUUGAGAUUAUGGAGGAAGCAGACUCCUCUUUACCUGCUUGUCCGACAGAGGACGCCAUUAGAGCUUUGUUAGAGAACUUAGUCGACCCUUUGCUUCCUCCCAAGCCUUCUCCAAGUGAUGUUCCUUCCAAGGCUCUCCGUGAAUCUGUGGCUAAACAGGUUCAUGCCGUUGUGCUGCUGUACAAUUACUACCACAGAAGAGAGCAUCCUCAUCUGGAACGCUUGCCUUUUGAGUCGUUGCGUAGCUUGACUACUGUUAUGAGGCCUGCUCUGCUGCCUCAUUUCAAGGAAUCUGGAGAAGAUGGAGUUUUGGAGAAGGUUAUUGUGGAUGCAUGCAGCUUAUCCAUGAGCUUGGAUGCGUCUUCAGAGAUUUCCACCUUGAAGAAGUGGCCCAUAAGGAAAGUUGCAGUCUUGUUAGUCGACUCAAAGAAGACUUGUUGUUAUCUGCAACAUAGUUCCAUCACACAAGGUGUGUGGUCACUACUUGAGAAAACUGCUGCUGCUGAAGGCCAUGAAGAGGCUAUCUUCCAAAAAGUUGCAUUUGCAGCUAUUGAGGAUGCCACAGGUAUUAAUCACAAAGACAUUGUGAUCUUGGAGAGGCAUUUAGUACACUCCUUGAGUGAAGAGAAGACAACGGCCAAGUUUUACAUAAUGAAGUGCACUUCAGAAGAUAAUUUUCCUGGAGAGUUCCCUGUUGAAGAAGCACUUAACUGCAUGCAGGGUCCUUUGUUUGAGAAGAGCUUCUCUGAAUGGUCUACCAAUGCCACAGUUGAAUACUUUCAUAUUCUUCCAUAUGCCAAUCUAAUAGCAGAUUGGUUUUCAAGGCGAGACGACGCUGAGUUUGUGAUAGAGAAAGAAGCAGAAGCUGUAUGUGAUGAGAUGGAAAGCAAUGGAAAGGCAGAUGAGUCUGAUGUUUGUCUGACAGAGGACGCCAUUAGAGCUUUGUUAGAGAACUUAGUCGACCCUUUGCUCCCACUCAGACCUUCUCCAACUGAUGUUCCUUCCAUGGCUCUCAGGGAAUCUGUGGCUAAACAGGUUCGUGCUGUUGUGGUCCUGUACAACUAUUACCACAGAAGAGAGCAUCCUCAUCUUGAAUGCUUGUCUUUUGAGUUUUUCCGUAGCUUGACUACGGUUGUGAAGCCUGCUCUGCUGCCUCAUUUUAAGGAAUCUGGAGAUGGAGUUGUAUUGCUGGAGAAGGUUAUUGUGGAUGCAUGCAGCUUAUCCAUGAGCUUAGAUGCGUCUUCAGAUUUUUCUAAGUGGCCCAUAAAGAAAGUUUCAGUCCUGUUAGUUAACUCAAAGAAAACUUGCUGUUAUCUUCAACACAGUUCCAUCACACAAGGUGUGUGGUCACUGCUUGAAAAAACCAUUGAGAGAGAGAAAGCUGCUGCUGAUGGAGGCCAGAGCGAAGAGGCCAUCUUUCAAAAAGUUGCAUUUGCAGCUAUUAAGGAGGCCACAGGUAUUAAUCACAAAGACAUUGUGAUAUUGGAGAGGCAUUUGGUACACUCCUUGAGUGAAGAGAAGACAACGGCCCAGUUUUACAUAAUGAAAUGUACCUCACAAGACAAAUUUUCUGGAGAGUUUCCUGUUGAAGAAGCACUUAAAUGCAUGCAAGGUCCUUUGUUUGAGAAGAGCUUCUCUGAAUGGUCUACCAAUUCCAUAGUGGAAUACUUUCAUGUUCUUCCUUAUGCCAAUCUAAUUGCAGACUGGUUUUCCAGGCGAGAAGACGCUGAGUUUGUGAUAGAGAAAGAAGUAGAAGCUGUGUGUGAUGAGAUCGAAAGCAAUGGAAAGGCAGAUGAGUCUGAUGUUUGUCCCACAGGGGACGCCAUUAGAGCUUUAUUAGAGAACUUAGUCGACCCUUUGCUUCCACCCAAACCUUCUCCAACUGAUGUUCCUUCCAAGGUUGUCCGUGAAGCAGUGGCUAAACAGGUUCAUGCUGUUGUGUUGCUGUACAAUUAUUACCACAGAAGAGAGCAUCCUCAUCUGGAACGCUUGUCUUUUGAGUCUUUCCGUAGCUUGACUACGGUUAUGAGGCCUGCUCUCUUGCCCCAUUUUAAGGAAUCUGGAGAAGGAGUUUUGGAACAAACUGUAUUGCUGGAGAAGGUUAUUGUGGAUGCAUGCAGCUUAUCCAUGAGCUUGGAUGCUUCUUCAGAUUUUUCCAGCUUGAAGAAGUGGCCCAUAAAGAAAGUUGCAGUCUUGUUAGUCGACUCAAAGAAGACUUGUUGUUAUCUGCAACAUAGUUCCAUCACACAAGGUGUGUGGUCACUACUUGAGAAAGCUGCUGCUGGUGAAGGUCAGAAUGAAGAGGCUAUCUUUCAAAAAGUUGCAUUUGCAGCUAUUAAGGAGGCCACAGGUAUUAAUCACAAAGAUGUUGUGAUCUUGGAGAGGCAUUUGGUACCCUCAUUGAGUAAAGAGAAGACAACGGCCAAGUUUUACAUAAUGAAGUGCACUUCACAAGACAAAUUUUCUGGAGAGUUCCCUGUGGAAGAAGCACUUAAAUGCAUGCGAGGUCCUUUAUUUGAGAAGAGCUUCUCUGUCUCUGAAUGGUCCACGAGUUUCGUUGUGGAAUACUUCCACCUUCUUCCAUAUGCCAGUCUAAUAACAGAUUGGUUCUCCCGGCGAGAAGACACUGAAUCUGUGAUAGAGAAAGAAGCAGAAGCUGUAUUUGAUGAGAAUGGAAAGCCAGAUGAGUCUGAUGCUUUCGACACUCCUGGAAGAGGAGGAGAUAAUGCUACUUCAAAAAGGAGUAAUGAUACUAAUGCUAGAAAAGAUGCUUCACGUAGCAGUCCUAAAGCUAGAAAAAAAGUUGCUCCCAGGUUCUAUUCUCGUAACUUGAGAGGAAGAACAGUUCCUGCAGUGGAACCCCAGGUUGAGACGGUAGUUGCGUUGAAGGCUAAUAAUAAUGCAGAUAAUGAAAUGAGCCCUUGUAAAGAUAAUGGAGAGAGAGGUGGUACGGAGGUUGGAUCUGGUUCAAAUUAUCAAAGGGAAAGAGAGAACCAGAGGAAGAAAGCUGUUACUGACAAACUCAAGAGCAUUCUUAAGCUUAAUAAUGCAUCUCCUGCUUCUGCUCAUGACUCUAACAUAAACCUUGAGGAGCUACAAACCACUCUUCUUUCUAGAGCAACAUCACUCUCUGAGACUGCGUUGAAAGUUCUUCAUUGCAAACGAGAUAAGCUGACUCUUCAGCAGCGAGACAUAGAAGACGAGAUUGCUGAAUGUGACAAACGCAUCAAGGACAUCAAAGGUAAUUGGGAGCUGCAGCUAGAAACAAUACUUGAGUGUUGUAAUGAGGCAUACCCGAGGCGUAACCUUCAAGAAUCUCAAAGCAACAAGAGAGUGAAGCUCUCUGAACCUCUUCCUUUUACCAAAAGUAUGUGUAAGAAACUCGAUGAUUUAUGUCUGGAGAAUAACUGGGUACUACCAACCUAUCGUGUGUCUUCAACAGAUGGUGGGUAUGAAGCUGAAGUAAGAAUAAAGGAGACUCACUUUGCGCAUACAAUCUGUGGAGAUGAAAAGUUUGAUGCUGAGGAAGCUAGGGAAUCUGCGGCGGCUUGCCUGCUACGUAGGUUACACUACAACACAAGACAACAGCCAUCAACAUCUCGUCAUGAUUGAGUGAGAUCCAAGAGAAACUCAGAGGACCAAACUAACUUCCAACAUGAGUAGAA